Molecule: messenger RNA, 1806 nt
Organism: Girardinichthys multiradiatus
Lineage: Eukaryota; Metazoa; Chordata; Actinopteri; Cyprinodontiformes; Goodeidae
Product: ras-related protein Rab-40C-like
Exons: 6
Coding region: 967-1806 (279 amino acids)
Biological process (GO): intracellular signal transduction; protein localization to plasma membrane
Cellular component (GO): plasma membrane; endosome; synaptic vesicle
Molecular function (GO): GTP binding; GTPase activity
Source: RefSeq, a predicted model, not a curated record
GCGGCGGAGCAGCAGUGUUAUUGUGGAGCUUUGAGGAGGAGGAGGAACAUCUGUGAUUAUGACAGAGAACCAUGAAGAGAAAUGGAAACAUCGCGGGCUGAGAUCACCGACUGCAGCCACACGGAUUUAAACUGGAUGCAACAACCCUUCGGCUGCAUGAUUUCCGGGCAUUUCUCCGGCGACGGAUUGUUUUGUUCUCGGACUAAAUGAAGAGAAGGGGGCCUGAAAUUAUACAGACGUUGGGGGAAGUUGGGCUAGCUGGAAAAAAGCCGAAAUAGCGCUGCUCUAAGUCUUUUAGAUACAUUUCAGAAGCACAUUUGAACUCAUUAAGUUUCUUAUCCUGAAGCCGUCUUUAUGUAAAUUUAAUUUUGAUUUGAGAGCUGCUGUGGCAGAGCUAGGCUAGCUCGCUAGCUCCCACGCAGAGCUAGCUUCUUGUUGCUAAGAAAGCGUCUCUUAAAAUGAAAAAAAGACGACUUGCUUCUGGUCUGAUCGCUUUCAGCCGACAGUGAGAGGCGUUUUAAAACAACGCCUAUGAGCUUUGAAUCGUCACAAAGCUGUGACACGUUUAUUAAAACUGCAGACAUGUUUUUGCUCCUUAUAUAGAGUUUCGGACUGGAUUCACAGAGUAAUUAUCAGUUCCUUCAAUCGGUAUUUAAAGGCAGACUCAGCUUCAGUUUGUGAUUACAUAAUGUCUUAAUCAUUAGUUGUUUGCAUGGGAUUUUUUUUUCUCCCAGUGUGCACUAGUUUAAAUCAAGCUUCACAACAUUGAGCUCAUUUAUGACACCCGCUUUAUUUUAAAGCUGUUGCCAGAAAUAUCGAGCUGUUCAGCGGGUAAAACAGAGCCUACCCCUGCUGGACCCAUAUCCAGGUAGUUCAUGGCAUAACAGACUGUGUUUUGGAUCAAGCCAGGCAGAAGGAAAGAACAUAUAAGGGUGGGAAGUCUGCCUCUUGGGCUUGGAGGUGAAGAUGGGCAGCCAGGGAAGCCCGGUGAAAAGCUACGACUACCUGCUGAAGUUCCUCCUAGUGGGAGACAGCGACGUGGGUAAAGGGGAGAUCCUGGACAGCCUGCAGGAUGGAUCAGCAGAGUCUCCGUAUGCUUACAGCAGCGGUAUCGACUAUAAAACCACCACCAUCCUUUUGGACGGCAGGAGGGUGAAGCUGGAGCUUUGGGACACCUCGGGUCAGGGAAGGUUCUGCACCAUCUUCCGCUCGUAUUCCCGUGGGGCUCAGGGGAUCCUGCUGGUGUAUGACAUCACUAACCGCUGGUCCUUUGAUGGCAUCGACAGGUGGAUCAGGGAAAUCGAUGAGCAUGCUCCAGGCGUGCCUCGGAUCCUCGUCGGCAACCGUCUUCACCUGGCCUUCAAGCGGCAGGUCCCCACCGAGCAGGCGAGGGCGUACGCCGAGAAGAACGGCAUGACCUUCUUUGAAGUGAGCCCCCUGUGCAACUUCAACGUGAUCGAGUCCUUCACGGAGCUGUCGCGCAUCGUCCUGAUGAGGCACGGCAUGGAGAAGUUCUGGAGGCCCAACAGAGUUUUCAGCCUCCAGGACCUCUGCUGCAGAGCCAUCGUGUCCUGCACGCCCGUCCACCUCAUCGACAAGCUCCCGCUGCCCGUCGCCAUUAAGUCUCACCUCAAGUCCUUCUCCAUGGCCAACGGCAUGAACGCCGUCAUGAUGCACGGACGCUCGUACUCGCUGGCCAACCCGGCCGGAGGCUCCAAAGGCAACAGCCUGAAGCGACCCAAGUCCAUCCGCCCCCCGCAGAGCCCGCCGCAGAACUGCACCCGCAACAACUGUAAAAUCUCCUAA